UGAUCCCAAGUACAACAUUCAUCGCUUCACGAUAAAAACACGAGUUAAAUGUACUCCAAUAAGAGAAGCGCCCUUGAUUGUGCCUCAACUAGCCGUAGCUAUUAAACAUAUCGCAAGUGUCAUGUGCUAAAAGUUUAAUCUUGUUUACCUUUGGUUGUGGAAAAUACACGUUGCGGUAAUGAGGAAAAAGGUUCAACAAGACCCGGCACUGGCAAAUGUUUGCGUUAAAUUAUUGGAGGACAGCGUGCGGAUCGCGGCCUGCCAUUGGCUGUCGGACAUGUCAGUUAAGGUCACUGGCGGUGACGAAACAGCAUCUGACACAGCCUCCUCCCGCGUGGUGGCGACAGAAGCUAACACGGAGAUGUGGACAGUGAAGGUGGUCGGCCUGGGGUUGGUGGCUCUCUCUCUGACUCUGGAGUUGCUUGUCUGGUUCCUCCGUCGCCUCAGGCCUGGAAGAACUCUCAAUGAGGUCCUCUUCUUCCCCUCAGAAAUGGUCUGUGUGGAGCACAUCUUCACUCCCUCUUCACCUUAUUCCUGUUUUUGCUCAAUGCCUCAUGGUGUAGAGACCUCUUUCUCCCGUCUUCUCCGCCGCAUCCUGUCUGCCACCUCCUCCCUGGACUUGUGUGUUUUUGCCUUUUCGAACAUGGAUCUGUGCCGGGCUGUACUAGCGCUGCAUAGCAGGCGCGUAACCAUCCGAGUCCUCACUGACAAGGACUACACCGCCAUCACUGGCUCCCAGAUAGGGGUCCUCCGCAAGGCCGGGAUAUGUGUGCGGUGUGACGUGGCCUCGGUGUACAUGCAUCACAAGUUUGCAGUGGUGGAUGGCCGGCUGCUUAUCACCGGCUCCCUCAACUGGACGCUGACAGCAGUGCAGAGCAACAUGGAGAACAUCCUUAUCACUGAGGAGCCAGAGCUGGUGCGACCCUUCAUCAAGGAGUUCGACAGGUUAUGGGUGAACAACGAUCCAGCUCGAUACCACCGCUCACUUGACCAAAAACCUGCCCUUGUUAUUGCUAGAACCAAUGACUAAUUAGCCAUAACGAUUAUAGAGCCUGAGCUCAUGAAUGUUUGAGGUAGACGGUAUGCAUGUAAAAACUGUACAAUCAGCUAGUCAGAAAAGGCCUCCAGGAUUGAUUAGGAUUCUUGUUAAGAAGAGGCUCCGUUACUUUAAGUUUUGGAAGAAGUGUUCAUGCUUAAGUGAAGAUGUUACUGUACAAGAUGAUCGGAGUUUUAAGUCGUGUUUUUUAUUUCUGUAUUUAUAAGAAAACAGGUCUUAUUUUGAAAGAGACUGAUUAAUCAGGCCAAAUCUGGUCUAUGUUUUUCAUUUUUGUAUUUUUUUAAUUUCAGUAAGUGCAAAAACAUUGCUGUUGAAGUGCUGCAGUAGUUGUACUGCUUGGCAGAGACCUAAGAUAAAUGUAAUAUACACAACAUAGAGUUGGGCUAGUUUAAAUGAGAAAUCCUCUGUUUGUUUUUUUUAUUUUUAAAUCCAAGUUUAUGUUUUUAUAUAUUGUGUCACUGGUUGACAGUAUGUAAUUAUAGUUGCCUUUUUUUUUUUUUUAAAGAUUUGUACUGCUGACCAAAUUAACCUUGUUUCUUCAUGGUCAUUACGUAAUCAAUAAUCUAUUACAUGAUUUUCCCCCUCAGAACUAAGGGGAUUAUGUGGGCUACUCGGAAAAUGGAGUUUAAUGCAUUUAUUGAAAUCAAUCAACAGUUCACCUUGUGUACAAUAUAACUCAAAAUUCAACCGGCUGAAAAAAUCCAGUGUAAGGUUUAGGGUGUGCUACUGCAAUC
Xiphias gladius (swordfish) is the source of this 1791-nucleotide messenger RNA. RefSeq names its product phospholipase D family, member 6 (gene pld6). The transcript is spliced from 4 exons. Lineage: Eukaryota; Metazoa; Chordata; Actinopteri; Istiophoriformes; Xiphiidae. Gene Ontology annotation, cellular component: mitochondrion. Bases 179 to 1030 code for a protein of 283 amino acids. Gene Ontology annotation, molecular function: RNA endonuclease activity producing 5'-phosphomonoesters, hydrolytic mechanism. The record is from RefSeq and is a predicted model, not a curated record. Gene Ontology annotation, biological process: piRNA processing.